UAUCAGCGCGGCUGAAAAUUUUUUGUUGAAAAUUGAAAAAUUGAAAUGAAAUAAUUUAAAUUUAAAUGCACCUUUCAAAUUGUUUCUCCAAGUAAUAUUACUAUACGUCGUUUUAAUGUUAGAAUCCCACUUUUCAUUCUCAUAUUUUGAUACCUACCUAGUAUAAGUAUAAUUGAUUUUAACUUAUGGGAAAUCUUUGUGAAAUCAUGAGCAAUUCAGCAAAAAAAUUGCAUCAGGAAUGAAUUCGGAUUUAGGAAGACUAUGAAAAAUUUGAUGUCGGACUCUGUGCUGUAUUUUUUUUUUUUAGUUGUAUGCUAAGUCGUAGCGCAGCUUUCAAAUAUCUGAAUCAAAAUCUGUUUCAUCUCUCAUCAUCAAAUUUUCUUGUAUCGAAUAGAAGCUUGCACUCCGUGAUGAAAUUUCCGCCUAUAGCACGUUUAUCGCCUAGAAUACAUCGCGAGUCCAUAGUGCUCUCCAGAAAGCUCGCAAAUAUUCCUGCUAAACCAACGAUUUUGGGCAUCGAAUCUAGUUGCGAUGAUACUGCGGCUGCGAUUGUGAACGCUGAAGGAUCAGUCCUCGGAGAACACUUGAUUUCACAGAGUGAUGCUGUAUUAAGGCACGGUGGUGUCUUGCCUCUCAUCGCAAGAGAUCUUCAUCGAAAAAACAUUCAUUCUGUCGUUGAGCAUACGUUCGAAAAAGCUAAUAUGUCGAUACAUGAUGUCGACGCGAUUGCAGUUACUGUUAAACCAGGUCUUGUUAUGUCAAUUAUGGUCGGUAUGGAAUAUGCCAAAGAAUUAUGUAAAAAUCACAAUAAAUUACUUAUACCAGUUCAUCAUAUGAAAGCGCAUGCUCUAACUGUCAGAUUGUCUAAUAGAAACGUCCAGUUCCCAUUCUUGACAUUUUUAAUCUCUGGUGGACAUUGUAUUUUAGCUAUCGCCAACUCCGUUGAUAAUUUCUCCAUUUUGGGGCAAACUUUAGAUGAUGCUCCGGGUGAAGCAUUCGAUAAAAUAGCAAGAAGAUUAAAAGCUCAUAAUAUAUCGAAAUGUCGAAAUUCCAGCGGUGGAGCUAUCAUCGAAGAAUUGGCUGAAGGUGGUAACCCCACGGCGUUUCAAUUCACUGAACCAUUGCAACAGUACAGAGAUUGUAAUUUCAGUUUCAGCGGUAUGAAAACUCAGGCGUUGAGAUAUAUAGAAAAAGAAGAAAAAAAAUUUGAAACAGAACCUGAUGAAACGAUCGAAUCAAUCAGUGAUUUCUGUGCUAGUUUCCAAAUGGCGGUUUCGUUGCAUUUAUGUCGCAGGUUGCAAAGAGCAAUGGAAUUUGUACAGCUUCAUCAUUUACUUCCCGCGAAUAAUCUUCAGCUAGUAGUAUCUGGCGGAACAGCAUCCAAUAAGUAUAUACGAAGAGCUUUCGAAAUUGUAUGUUCUGAAAAGGGUUAUACUUUAUACGUCCCUUCUUCGAGAUAUUGUACUGAUAACGGAAUUAUGAUAGCGUGGAAUGGAGUUGAAAAAUACUUGAAUAACAUCGAUCUACUUCCCGCAGAUAAAAUUGAUGACAUCGAAGCAGAACCUAGAUGUCCUUUGGGCGAAGAUCUGACUGAAUUAGUCGUGAAAGCUAAUAUCAAAUGUGCCUGGAUCAAAGUGGCGAAAAAACUUAUUGCAAAUGACAAUACUUUGAUCCAAACGUGAUUUAGAAUAUUAAUUUCAAGAUGCAAACUUACGAGCGAAUAAAAUUUAUACAACCGAG
Molecule: messenger RNA, 1740 nt
Organism: Planococcus citri (citrus mealybug)
Lineage: Eukaryota; Metazoa; Arthropoda; Insecta; Hemiptera; Pseudococcidae
Gene: Tcs4
Product: Threonyl-carbamoyl synthesis 4
Exons: 8
Coding region: 312-1682 (456 amino acids)
Biological process (GO): tRNA threonylcarbamoyladenosine modification
Cellular component (GO): mitochondrion
Source: RefSeq, a predicted model, not a curated record